Molecule: messenger RNA, 847 nt
Organism: Lotus japonicus
Lineage: Eukaryota; Viridiplantae; Streptophyta; Magnoliopsida; Fabales; Fabaceae
Product: 2-methylene-furan-3-one reductase-like
Exons: 3
Coding region: 68-361 (97 amino acids)
Molecular function (GO): oxidoreductase activity, acting on the CH-CH group of donors, NAD or NADP as acceptor
Source: RefSeq, a predicted model, not a curated record
UCAAAUCCUGGAGACCAUCUGCAUAUAUAGGCGCUUACCCGUAAUCCACCAUUCCAAUCUCGAAAACAUGGCUGCUGUCACUACAAUACCAUAUCAUGUAAAAGCCUGGAUCUAUUCUGAACAUGGGAAGUCAUCAGUGCAUGUUCUGAAGUUCGAAAAUAAUUUGCCCAUUCCGGUAACCAAACCAGAUCAGGUACUAAUCAAGGUUGUUGCAGCUGCCCUUGAUCCCGUUGAUUUCUUAAAGACUCAAGGUCAUCACCAGGACAGUCACUAUCCUUUUCCAAUUGUUCCAGGCUAUGAUGUUGCUGGUGUGGUGGUCAAAGUAGGAACUGCAGUAAUGAAAUUUAAGGGACAACUUUAGGAAUCCAAGCACCAGCAGUAGUAGUCAGACCUUGAGAUUUCCAUCAUUUGUUCUGGACUCAUUCUUUCAAGUUCACUUUGCCUCCAUGAAGCAAAAUUAUUCCUGUUCUGUGGGUCAGUUGCCAAAGGGUUAUCCUCCAUUUUGUGCACUUGGGAUCUCAUUCUCAUGUACAGCCUCAUUGUUGCAACACAAUCUUCAUAAGGAUCUUGUAUCCCACUUUGAAUGUCAUACCUACAUAAUUGCAAAACAUACAAAUAUUGGACAUAUAUUUAUUUUUACUUUUUUGAAAGCUAAAAUAUAUAAAUUGAUAACAAGAAAAUUUCUUUUGUUGAAUUGUAAUAAGUAGAUACUUACCCUAGAUAUGCUUGUGUUAAGUACUUGAGUGAGUUGCUAAGCUUGCUUGUUUUCAUCAGUGGAGGGUAUUUCGCAGUGUCCCUGUGUAAAUUACAAAGAUUUGUUCAAUAUAGUCGAAUUCAAAGCAUUCAA